Salvelinus sp. IW2-2015 is the source of this 4112-nucleotide messenger RNA. Its product is annotated as leiomodin-1. Gene Ontology annotation, cellular component: cytoskeleton; myofibril; striated muscle thin filament. The record is from RefSeq and is a predicted model, not a curated record. Gene Ontology annotation, biological process: muscle contraction; actin filament organization; pointed-end actin filament capping. Gene Ontology annotation, molecular function: tropomyosin binding; actin binding. NCBI's taxonomy places the organism in Eukaryota, Metazoa, Chordata, Actinopteri, Salmoniformes, Salmonidae.
UUUCAUGAUAGACUAACACACUCCAUACUGGUACCCCGACUGCAAGACCAGUCUCAAGUCCUCCCUCUUAGCACCAGGAUUGAGGCCUCUGGUGGCUUCUCAGUGAGAGGGACACCACCUUCGGCCCAUGGGGAGAUUCUGCAGGCUCCUACACUAGGAAAGCACACUUUUCUAAAGGAGAUACCAUACAACUUGUAGGCUACAAACCGUUUUCAUCUGUUCCGCUGUGAGGGUGUUUUCUUCUCCAGCCAGAGGCGACCAUGUCCAGGAGGAAGGUGAGGGGACUGACGCGGACAGGGCGGCAGGUGAGCGAGGACCCUGACCUGGAUGUCCUUUUGUCCAACCUKUCCCCUGAGCAGAUUGAGGAGCUGGAGAAGGAGGUAUUGGUGGCCCCCAACCUGGAUCCCAAUGAGGAAAGAGCCAUAGAGCAGCCUGCCACUAAUACUGUCCGGGACCGGGAUGCUAAGCUGGACAGCCGGGAGCGUCCGGGGAAGCUCAGCCAAAAGGAACAGUCUAUUGAGGGGGAACCCAAGAAGGAGAGCCGGAAACAAGAGUACCUGAGGACGAUGGGCCUGAGUCAGGAGGGGAAAGAAGGAAGGGGUAUCAGAAGGCAAUCAAGUAUCACAACAGAACGAGAGAACAAGAUGGAGGAGAGAAAUAACAAAAGACCAAACAGCACGAAAGAGGACAGAGUCAGCCUGUCCAAUAGAUAUAGGAGAGAGGAGAGCAAAGACAAAGAAGUAAAAGAGACCUCUAGAGAAAGAUUCAGGAGAGAAGAGAGUAAAGACGCUGAAGUGAAAGAUACAACUAGAGACAGAUCCAGGAGAGAGGAAAGUAAAGACAGUGAUGUAAAGGAUACAACUCGAGAAAAAUACAGGAGAGGGGAGAAAAGGGACAGUGAUGUUAAAGAAACGGCCAGAGACAGAUUCAGGAGACAGGAGAGUAGAGACAGUUUAGAGAAAGAGGACGCCAAAGAAAGAGAGAGAAAUGAGGAUAACAAGCUUAUGGAGAAAAGAGACAAGAGGUUGAGCACCAGUAAUAAGACAAAGGAAAUGAUCUCCAAGUUACAAGAGAAAAAUGAAAAAGAGGAGAUCAAGGAGAAAGAAAGAAAAGAGGAUAUGAAAAAAAGAGACGAGAACAAGACAAGGGGACUUGUGUCAAGGUUUGUGGAGAAGCAAAGUCGGGUUGAAGAGAGUAAAACAGACGAUAAAAAAAACAGAGUGGAAGAGAAGGACAAGCCAGGGAAGGACAAGUCUGACUUGAAACUUGAGAGACAAAAGUCGCCAACAGAGAAGGAGAGCGGAAGUGAGAAGCAAGAGGAGAAGGAAGAUCCUAAGGAGAAAGCGAAAGAAGAUGGUAAGGAGAAUAAGAAAGAUGUGGGGUUAAAACGCAAGGAAAGUAUAAAAGAGAAAGAUAGGAGGAGUAUUAGAGACAAGGAAAGAGAAGAGAAAGGGGAAACAGAGGAGAAAACGGGAAAAGAUGCAAACGAAGGACUAAAACCCAGCAAGGGUGAGGAACAACGUGGGAACUGUGUGACGAACAAGAGCACACCUAGCAAGACCAAAGUAGAGGAGGAAGAAGACGAGGACUCCAGCAUGUUCAGCGACCUCAUAGAGCAAGUUUGCAGCAACAACCCCACCAUGACAGAGCUCAACGUAAACAACUCGGAGGUCAUCAAGGCUAAAACACUCAUCCAGUUUGCAGAGGCCUUGAAUAAAAACACACACAUUAAGACUUUUGCCCUGGCCAACUGCCGUGCUGAUGACCACGUGGCCUACGCCAUUGCGGGCACCUUACGCACCAAUACAUCUAUCACAAGCAUCAACCUGGAUUCCAACCUUCUCACCCCCAAGGGUAUUAUGGCCCUGAUCCAGGCCUUGCAGAAAAACACCACACUCACCGAACUGCGCUUCCACAACCAGAGACACAUCUGCGGAGGCAAGACAGAGAUGGAGAUGACCAAGAUACUGAAAGACAACACCACCCUCCUGAAGCUGGGCUACGGCUUUGAGCUGGCCGGCCCACGCAUGACCAUGACCAACAUCCUGAGCCGCAACAUGGACAAGCAGCGACAGCGACGCCUACAGGAGCAGAAGCUGGCCCAGGCCAAUGGUGAGAAGAAAGGGAUGCUGGAGGUGCCCAAGACUGCUGGGGGAUUCCUCAGGGUUUCCCCCAAGGCUUCCCCUAAACCCUCCCCACACCCCUCACCAAUGCCCUCCCCGAAGUUGACUCAAAAAAGAGGACCAGGAGGGGGACCUCCUCCACCCCCUCCUCCUGGGGGCCCACCUCCACCUCCACCUCCACCCCCCAUGCUGGACAUAGACUCCCUGCGAAACUCCCUGACGCCCGCAUCACAGAGGAAGAUGGAUGAUAAGGCCAACAAAACAGGUGGUACGAACUCUAGGGACCAACUGCUGGACUCCAUUAGGAAUGCCAAUAUGAAGAUACUGAAGAAGGUUGCGGUACCAAAGCUGUUGCAGUAAUCCCCUGGCAUGGAGAGUGAAAGCCAAGGAAGAGGAAGGACAUAGAUCUCACAGGGGAUCGAAACUCCAACACAUCCCACGCACAGACUGACACCCAGUCUUACCACUGUGCUGCGGGAUGGAUAAGGCAGGCAAGCAGAGAGUGAAAAUUGAGAUUUCUAUUGGAUGUACAGCCUUCACUGUGCCACGAGUUCUCUCCUCAAACUUAACACUGGACCGCAGGGACCCCGUGGAGGGAGAAGAGGGCAGAGUUUUGCAGGAGGAUGUGCCCUGAGGUCCUAGUUGUCUGCCUUUGUCUGUGUUGAUGCUUUGCCUGUCAUUUGCACUAGAUUAUGAAGCAGUUCAUACGGUAUGUUGACAAAAGCAUAUGAUGUGUAUGAUGUGGUGGCGUGUAAAAUUCUAUAAAAAAAAGAUAUAUACAAAACUACUUUAACAUUCAUUGAAAUAUUGGAUGGUAAUUUGACAUUUUAUUUAUUUGUGGAGGGAAUCACUUGGAAUUUUGCCCAAACUGCUGAUUCUCCAUGGCAUAUUAUCAGGGAAUUAAAAUGGGGUUAGAUUUCAGCAAUUCACAGGGGGAGAAAGGGUGGUUUGUAAUGUGUGUCAUUGCCAAAUCUCAAGACUGACAUCUCAGGCAAAGUUUUACACAUAAAAAGCAACCUAGAAUCCCAGUCUUCUUAGAAAGACUCAGGAAGGAAGUUAAGUUUUGGGGGGAUUUAAGUAUGGUCAACCUUUAAGUACUAACAAAGUUAUGCAACAACGUUUAGUAAUAGCAAUGUUAUUUAUAAAUAUAUGUUCAUACAUUUUGCUCAAAGUGCAAAAAAUAAUGAUUCUAACAUAGAAAAAAAUUAGAAUGUCAAAAGCAAAGAAAACAAAUCACAGAAUACUAUUUCCAGUGACAACAAUGCAAACAUAUUCCAGGCUAGAUGUCUUACUACUAGUCAAGUCUUACUACUAAAGAUUUUAAAACAGUUUAUUUUAUUACCAUGGCAGAGCAAAAUGAAUGUCUCUUUCAGUGUGAUGACAUUGUACAGAGCGGUUUGCCACUCUAAAAGUGACUAUUGACUAUUGUAUGCAUAAUGUGGUUUCUGUUUCAUUUAAUACUUCAUUAAGUUACAGAGCCUAUAAAAAAGUACUGGUAUGUUUGCAAUUAAAAGUGUAAUAUAAUACACUUUAUUAUAAUAACUUCAUAAUCAAGUACAUCUUUUAAAAAAAAUAACACGUAGAUACAGGAUGGAGACAUAUCUGUCCAUUAUUUGAUGGUAGGCUAAUACAGUACAGUAGGUAACUGAUACAUUUACUGUAUUUUGUUGUGUUGUUUAACCUGUACUGUAAUGUUUAACCUGUACAUACAAUAUUUUCCUUUCAGGUGGACAUUUCCCCAGUUUUCAAUGUAAUAUAUCUUAAUAAUACAAUUUCUACUGCUUGAGAAAUAUUAAGUUGUCUAUGUCAGUCUGUCUAUUGAUUGGUUGACGGAAUCAGAAAUCAGAAAUCAUUUCCAAUAUCUAUAUAAGGUAUGUUGUCUCAGUAGAGCCCUGUAAGGACAUUUUGUGACCAAAUGGACAAUUCUGUGUGCCACGCCAAGUAUAAGAUGUCAAAUAGAUCAUAAUAAAAGGUUUGUGUGUACACACA